AUGGCAUCGCGUUCGGUAUCAAUAAUUAACAAUAUACAACAACAAUAUUUAUUUUAUAGUAGUACUAUUCUUUUGCCUCUUGGAUGUAUUGGUAAUCUAUGCGAAAUUUUUGUUUUUAUGACAUUAAGAUCCUUUCGUGGUAAUCAGUGUACGUUCAUUUUUAUAGUAGAAUCGAUUUCAAAUAUUGGAUUACUUCUUUCGAUUUUUUUACCAUAUUUUGAUACUCGUAUAGAAGGCCGGGACCCAACAAAUGUUUCAGUUGUUUGGUGCAAGCUGCAGGGGCCAAUUCAACAAAUAUUUGGUCUCUGCUCACUUUUUACAAUCUGUUUUCUUACUUUUGAUCAAUACAUGUGUACAAAUCCUCGACCUUAUUGGCGACAAAUUAUUUCAUUAAAAUUUACUCAUCGUUUUAUUUUUUUCAUGAUUUGUUUUGUUAUUCUUCAUAGCAUUCCUUUUUUCAUACUUACUGAACUUCGUCCAACAUCUGGUUGUAAUAUAUUCUCUGCAGCAAUGAAUUCUUAUUAUAAAUAUUUCUAUUAUCCAAUAUUAAGCAGUUCUUUACCACUGGUUAUCACUAUAGUAUUCAGUUUAUUCAGCUAUCGUAACGUUCGUCGAAUUGUACGACGACAAAUACCUAUAGAUCGUCGUCGAUUAGAUCAACAACUUACCGCUAUGGUACUAGCACGUGUAGUUUGUCUUAUUUCGCUUGGUUUACCUUAUAUUUUUUAUAAUCUAUAUCGAGUGACUUUUCGAACAGCAGAAACAAAUCAAGUAGUAUUGGCAGUGACUAAUUUAAUAAAUAGUAUUACAAAUUCAAUGUUAUACAUUAACUUUUCGAUUAACUUUUAUUUGUUCUUAAUUAUAUCAACACGUUUUCGUCGUCAAGUUAAACGCUUUAUUAUCAAAAAAUAUUUGCAUUUCAUCCAUAAAAAACAUUCAAAUAGAAAUCAAGUUGCUCCAAUAAUACCUCAUUUGAUUAUAUCUAAUGUUGAAUCUUUAUAA
Adineta steineri is the source of this 1002-nucleotide messenger RNA. The record is from the annotation of a GenBank genome assembly. Lineage: Eukaryota; Metazoa; Rotifera; Eurotatoria; Adinetida; Adinetidae.